Notothenia coriiceps (black rockcod) is the source of this 1501-nucleotide messenger RNA. Its product is annotated as small G protein signaling modulator 2-like. Lineage: Eukaryota; Metazoa; Chordata; Actinopteri; Perciformes; Nototheniidae. Gene Ontology annotation, molecular function: GTPase activator activity. The record is from RefSeq and is a predicted model, not a curated record. Bases 500 to 1501 code for a protein of 333 amino acids. The transcript is spliced from 8 exons.
GGGUGCUGCAGCACCCCCAGCACCCCUACUUCCCGCGGCUAUGUAGAUAGAUAGAUUUAUUAUCUUAUCACAUAAGUUAAAAGUAAAAUCCAGAGAACAACUACAGAUAAUGUGUCCAAAAAAUUAUAAUAAUACAAAAAAAGACUUUCCAUUAUGCCUUAACAGCUAUAUACUGUAAGACAUUGUUCAGGCUGUUAAAAAAGUAUCUUCUGUUUUUUUUGUUAAAUCUCAGUUUUUAGCUUGAGUGGAGCCCUGGUCCAUUAUUUUCAUGGGGAUCUACUUGGUUAAUUGUUAGCCAGUUUUAAUAUACUUUUUAAAAAAGUGUUUCAGCAUUUAGGGCAGCUCAGAGUUUGGUUCCUUAAUGUAGCGCACUUCUCUACAGAUAACAGUACAAAUAAACCGGCAGCCACCCUCUGGUUCCUGGGGCAAGUUAUUUUCCGUUAAUACACUUUAUUUCUGUGUUUCUGUCUGCAGUAAAUACUAUGAGAGGGAGGCUCUGAUGCAUGACAAAGUCUUCGGGCCCAUCCUGGCAGUCCUGCUGGUGGGGCCCUGUGCUCUGGAGUACACCAAACUGAAGACCUCCGAUCACUUCUGGACUGACCCCUCAGCCAACGAGCUAGUUCAGCGCCACCGUAUCCACGGGGCCCAUCGGGGCCAAGACACCCCUGCUGGCCGCCGGCCCGCUCUGGGGAUCCGUAAGAGGCAGUCCAGCGGCAGCAUGUCAGAGGACAGGUUUGCUGCAUCAGCCCGGGAGUACGUGGAGUCUCUGCACCAAAACUCCCGAACACACCUCCUCUACGGCAAGAACAACGUCCUGGUGCAACCGAAGAAGGACAUGGAGGUGUUGCGAGGCUACUUGUCACUCCACCAGGCGGGAGAACACCUCACCCUGAAGUGGACCCCCAACCAGCUCAUCAACGGCACGCUGGGAGAGUGUGACCUGGAGAAGAGUAUCUACUGGGACUACGCACUUACUGUCCCUCUGCGCCAGAUAGUGUGUAUCCACUGCCACCAGCGCCCUGAUUGUGGUGGUACGCUGGUUCUUGUGAGUCAGGAUGGAAUCCAGCGGCCGCCUCUCCACUUCCCCCCCGGCGGUCACCUGCUGGCCUUCCUCUCCUGUCUGGAAACAGGCCUCUUACCCCGGGGUCAGCUGGAGCCCCCACUCUGGUCACAGAAAGGCAAGGGCAAAGUGUUCCCUAAACUGAGGAAGAGGAGCAGCGCUGCUAGACUGCUGGACCAGGACGGGAGCGUGGAGGAGGAGACGGCUGCUGACUACGUGUUCCGCAUCGUCUACCCUGGAUAUCGAACCGAUGCCAUCACUAUAAACUACCACCACACCACGGGCAGCCGCGCUCCGUCGUUGGACGAUGACGAGGAAGAGGAAGAUAGGCUCCAUGCUAUGAUCUCAAUGAUCUGCUCGCGGAACCUCACAGACCCUAAUGUCAUGAAAGGUUUUUAUCACCUUAACACUCCCACCAAACCCACCCCCAACCACUCCUGA